UCAUAACAUAAACUAAUUUGUGGUUAUAAGUGGUUUAUUAUUUGUUUAUUAAUUGAUAUAACAAUAUAUCUUAAAAUAUAGAUAGAUUAUUAAUGUUCUACGCGGUAUAUACUAUAAUUGACUAAAAACUUCGUGCCAGGGAGUGAUAUAAUUUCUUUAAAAAAAAAGAUACUAGCCAAAAAUCAUGGAUCCAGCACUAUUGAGAGAAAGGGAAUUAUUCAAAAAAAGAGCUCUAUCAACUCCAACGGUUGAAAAGAAAAAGGUAGAAUCGAAACCUGAUGUGUCUAGAGAAGAAAAAAAGAAAGCCAAGCCUCCCUCAGCACCUAGAUUGGAUAUAAAUACAUAUAAAACAAGCAGUGGCAGUUCUCAAUAUAGGUUUGGUGUACUAGCUAAAAUUGUAAAACAUAUGAAAACUAGACAUCAAGAUGGAGAAACACAUGCACUGACUUUAGAUGAAAUUUUAGAUGAAACUAAUCAGCUUGACAUAGGAAGUAAAGUAAAACAUUGGCUUCAAACAGAAGCUUUGGUGGAUAAUCCAAAAAUAGAAGCACUACCUGACAAUAAAUUCCUUUUCAAAUCUACUUAUAAAUUGAAAGAUAAAAAAAGUUUACUGAAAUUAUUGAGACAGCAUGAUUUGAAAAGUUUAGGAGGAGUAUUAAUGGAUGAUGUACAAGAAUCUUUGCCACAUUGUGAAAAGGUUUUAAAAUCACUUUUAAAUCAAAAUGAAAUAGUAAUAGUACAAAGAACAGUAGAUAAAAAAAAGAUACUUUUCUACAAUAAUCAACGAACUGGAAGUUUAAUAGAUGAAGAAUAUCAGAAGUUAUGGAGGUCAGUUGCUGUGGAUGCAAUGGAUGAUGCCAAAAUAGAAGAGUAUUUGGAAAAACAAGGUAUAACAUCCAUGCAGGAUAAUGGGCCAAAGAAAGUAGCACCUCUCAAGAGGAAAAAACCAAGUUCUCGUAAGAAAGUAUUCAAAAAACCAAGGGAUAAUGAGCAUUUGGCUGAUGUACUUGAAACAUAUGAAGAUAAUACCCUAACCCAAAAGAAUAACAUUUGAUUAUCA
Messenger RNA from Harmonia axyridis, 1060 nucleotides. RefSeq names its product general transcription factor IIE subunit 2 (gene TfIIEbeta). Bases 185 to 1054 code for a protein of 289 amino acids. Gene Ontology annotation, cellular component: transcription factor TFIIE complex. The record is from RefSeq and is a predicted model, not a curated record. The transcript has 6 exons. NCBI's taxonomy places the organism in Eukaryota, Metazoa, Arthropoda, Insecta, Coleoptera, Coccinellidae. Gene Ontology annotation, biological process: transcription initiation at RNA polymerase II promoter.